AAUGUCAAUAAAUGACAACUUGUAAAUAGUCUCUAAAUAUUGUCUUUCAGGAACAGUUUAUGUACAUAUCCAAAUAGAAAAUUAAAAAUAACUAAAUAACUAUACAUCAUGUUAAAUAUUAAAAAUCUUGGGUAAUAUAGAGAUAAUUUCGAUUUCAUAAAGUCACUCUUCGGAAUGUCAGUUCACUGGAGUUCUGAAAUAUUAAAAUGGGAAUAUCGCGAGCUCCAGGCCACUGCAAUGACCGUGGAUUACACGGGCAACAACGUACUACUAGCAGGUCGCAGGUGCCUGGCCAUAAAACAAAUAAAUCAGGAAGAAGAUGGCAACGCGGUAAAAAAAUAUCCUCGCCAAAGUAAAUAUGAUGCUGCCGGUGCUGAGUGGUGUCAAUCGUAUCACGGGCAAAAAUUAUGUGCUAUUGCAAGCAACCAGAGAGUUGAUGUGUAUGAAUGGAGAGAUGGCAAUGAUUUGACAUGUAUAUGUUCACUCCGUGGCCACACACGGGUUGUUAGUGACACACACUUCCACAGACAAGAUCACAAUCUUAUAGCAACUUGCUCCAUAGAUACAUUCACUCAUAUGUGGGAUUUGAGAGAUGCUCGAAAACCUGUUGUGUCGCUAUGUGCAGUGGCUGGUGCUUCACAAGUGCAGUGGAAUAAAGUAGCAUCACACAUAGUAGCCACAGCCCAUGACGGUGAUAUUAAAAUAUGGGAUUAUCGAAAGCCAUCCUCUCCAAUACAUUACAUAUCUGCACAUUUAUGUAAAAUCCACGGAGUAGACUGGAGCCCGCACCAUGAGUAUCAGCUAGUUACAUCUAGUCAUGAUGGAAGCAUUAAAUACUUUGAUAUUAACAACGCAAGAAGACCUGAGAAUGUAAUUAUGACAAACUUCCCAGUAUGGCGAGCCAUUUAUACUCCAUUUGGCAGUGGUUUGUUGACAAUUGGUGUGGGCUGGGGUGGUCUGCCUCGUGCUGAACAAGCGGGAGUUAUUGGUAUAUGGGUUGGAGGUACUCUAACACAUAGACUAGUGGGACAUACAGACACGGUUCAAACUAUGGUGUGGAGAUCAAAUACCUCCCCAUCAAAUUAUCAGUUGGUUACAUGGGGAAGAGAUCAAUCUUUAAGAGUUUGGGCUAUGCAUCCAUCUUUGUUAAAAAUGUGUAACCAUUAUCUACCAGAUGAUGAAAAUGAUGAAGACAACAAUAGUGACGCAGUGAGCUAUGCCUCUACAGCUGGUUCAACAAAUGAUGUUUCUUUUGGUGACAAAGGACAAGAUAUGAUUUCUUCGCAGAAUAAACUACCGCAUAAAACCUCAAUAGAUGAAGAAUUUGAAUCAAUUAGAGAAAUGGCAAAUAUUGAAGUUACAGACAUGAAUAUAGAAACACGAACUUGUCAAAUCCAUUCCGAACGAAAUGGUUAUGUAGCCAAUUUACAGGUUACUUUCCCUAGGAAUGUUACUGAACAGAUCAUACCAAAGUUCUCGUGGCUGUCAGGAACUAAUGUGGACAGUCUCAUAACCAUAAAGAUACUGCAAAGCAUUAAUAGAACUGCUUAUCGUAAAAAGAAAGAAGGACACAGAUGUUUGUUACAUUGUUUAAAAACAUUAGCAAAGUCAAUUGAUGAGAUACCCGUGAAGAAUGACGACACAGACUCGAUGAAAUCGAGUCAAAGAAGUCAGUCGGAGUGUGAGAAUGCAGGCGAUUCGUGUAUUCCUUUCCCUCGAACAUGCGGGGCUAAGUGGUGCGGUGUUAGUACGUUAGUGGUAUUCAACCGUCCCCCGAACACCAGGAGGCUGUCAUUGAAGCACGAGACUGGAACACCUCGGUCAAUGUCAUCGUUAUCCUUGAUGCCGGGUUUAUUCAACACCGGCUACAGUUCUGUGUCGCCUCACGCCACCACGACUCCGUCGCCGACGAACCCGCCGGGCUUCCCGCAAUUACAUCACAAGCACCCGUCCUAUUCAAUCACAACGUUCUAUUUUCAAGAUCGAUGGAAGGCACAAGGUCGCCGCGCGGGCAGCAUCCGCAGUCGCGGAAGUAUAUCCGGGUGCUCAUCGCCUAGAGUGGUACUGUAUGCUGCGACAGAUCUCUUCCCACUUAAUCGUACUCUUGCUGAAAAAUACGUAAUUAAUUCUGAUAAUCCGAUCGACAUGUGCGAAACAAACGCUAAAGUGGCAACGGAAGAAGGAGAACGUGACCUCGCGCACGCCUGGUCUCUGGCCGCGCUUACCGCUAAAGCUCUGAAAGCGAAAGUUGUCGAUCAUCUGACUUCCAGCGAAGAAAGCAUGGGCUGGGUUGGACAUCCUCUGUGCUGUAAUCUACUGCAAUCCUUAAUAUCGCAUUACGCUAAAGCGUCGAACGUGCAGAUGGCCGCAAUGUUGGCCUGUGCGUUUUCAAUAUUUAACGAAACUAGUAAUUCUAGUUCCCAAUCAACUAUCAGUAGUUCCAGUUAUGGCAAUGGAACUUCACCGUACAGCACCGUAAAUCAGUACAGUGAAAUCAGCGCUGACGGUUGGACCCUGCCCAUAGUGCUCCGAAGCAACUCUUGUUCGGAGGCGGAGAAUUUCUACACGGACUCGACCGUUUCGAAAUCCGAACGCACAUCAUCGUGCGUACUGGACGAGACGACCGUCCACUCGUACCACUGCUUCAAGAGAGUCUACGCCGACAUAUUACAUCGAUGGCAACUGAUAUACAAGAAAACGGAGGUGAUGAAACAAGUGAGCGGGCGGCAGCAGACGGGCGAGGUGCGGUACGCGGGCCCCGAGUCGCUGUCGGAGUGUGCGUGGUGCGGCGCGGGACGCAGCGGCGUGCGCUGUGCGGCGUGCGGCCGUGCGGCGCUGCGGUGCGCGGUGUGCGCGCUCGCCGUCCGCGGCCUCGCCUGCGCGUGCGCCUACUGCGGACACGCCGGCCACGCCGCACACAUGCUCGCCUGGUUUGCGGAACGCGACACUUGCCCCACGGGUUGCGGAUGCAAAUGCGUUAUGGAAGGAAAUUCAGGAUGGAAAGGAGUGAAGUACUGAACUAUUUACCAUUAACAUCUUCAUAACUUUAAAUCCAAGUUAAAAUUAAACGCUGUUGAGAUUUUGUAAUAUUUUUUUUCUUUCUUAUCAAGACUUCAAAUUCUUUUAUAUUUCUGCUAAUAUCUGUACUUUCUGUAAAGUUAGGAUAAAACAAAAAGGUGCUUACUUAUAUUUAUCAUAUAAUCAAAUCGAGCGUGCUAAACGUAUAAUAUAUUUUCUUCAAAAAGCAAUAAUAUAUUUUUAAUUAAAAAAUGUUUCGGUAACUAUUUAAGUUAUUUUUAAGUAAUCUAAUUUCUCAUGUGUAAUUUUAUACAGAGACACGUGCCUGGAUAAUGUGUCUAUGUAAUCUAACCGCUUUCGUGUCGUAUUUCAUAGAUUAGAAUACGAAAACCUGAUCGCAGGAGCACGUACCGUGGACGCAAUCAAAGAUUCAACAUUUAAAUCAGUAUAUUCUUACUUUAAUAUCAUAUCAAAUAUGGGGCGAGAUAUUAAAAUGAUCAGCCGGUAAUUGACUGCAGAGCAAUUUUUGACAAAGUUUUAAAUGCUGACGCCAAACAUUACCAUUAUUGAAUCUUAUAACAAACUGCUUUCAAAUUUAGUUGUACACUAAAAAUGUUUAUGUAUGUACAUACAGAAUAAAGACAUGUGUAUUGUUUAUAAAAAAAUAACGUUGCGUAUAUAUUUUAAAACAUUUAAUAAAAUUUGUACAUAUUAAAGCUACUGUAUCGUGCAUGUUACAGUUUGUUUCAAUUAUUAUUUUUUUAAAUUACUAUUUUCUAAGCGUUACUUGUUAAGUUAAAUUAAUGAAGACUGCCGAAUUUUAUGUACAUUCGAAUAAAGAAGAUUUCGAUAAAUA
Bombyx mori (domestic silkworm) is the source of this 3874-nucleotide messenger RNA. It is a transcript of the gene Wdr59, whose product is annotated as GATOR2 complex protein WDR59. The transcript is spliced from 12 exons. Gene Ontology annotation, biological process: positive regulation of TORC1 signaling; cellular response to amino acid starvation. Gene Ontology annotation, cellular component: Seh1-associated complex; vacuolar membrane. The record is from RefSeq and is a predicted model, not a curated record. Lineage: Eukaryota; Metazoa; Arthropoda; Insecta; Lepidoptera; Bombycidae. Bases 175 to 3018 code for a protein of 947 amino acids. Gene Ontology annotation, molecular function: protein binding; signaling adaptor activity.